AUGGACUACAUUAGGAAGACCACCAAACAAUCUCAGGAGGCUAUCGCUACUGAUACCACGAUACAACGAACAGCGCGGUACAGCGCAAAGGCUGUUCGCGCUUUCCCGUCGGUGGCCGGACAGUACCUCCUUGACAGGGUGCCCGUCGUUCACUGGCUCCCCAAGUACAACAUAAGAUGGCUCCUUAACGACACUCUUGCUGGUAUCACCGUUGGCGUUUUGCUGAUCCCGCAAUCUUUGGCGUAUGCAAAGAUUGCAACGAUACCCGGCCAGUUUGGGCUCAUGUCCAGCUGGCUGCCCAACUUCCUGUACUUUAUUAUGGGGACGUCAAAAGAUCUAUCAACGGGUCCUACUUCUCUCAUGGGACUUCUCACGGCUGAGAUCAUUCACGAUGUAUCUAAGGAAGGACACACACCUCAAGCUAUAGCCUCGGGCGUUGCCAUGUCCGUUGGCAUAUACUCGCUCGUUAUCGGCCUCCUCAAGCUCGGAUUCCUUCUUGAGUUUAUCUCCGUACCCGUUUUGAGUGGAUUUAUCUCUGCCGCAGCCAUAGUCAUCAUGUUGGGCCAGAUCCCGUCAUUGUUCGGUAUUACUGUUCGAAGUGGCACAGCAAACAUCAUCCACGACCUCUUCGCAAAGAUCCCGCAAUACGAUGGCCCAACCUGUGGCAUUGGUCUCGGUGGCAUUGUACUUCUUGUUGCUAUGCAAAAGGUAGGGCAGCGCUGGGGCAGCAAGAGCAAGGCGAUUUGGCUACUAGCUCUCGGUCGAAGUGCAGUAGUGCUUGUCCUCUUCACUGGCAUCUCAUACGCUGUCAACAAAAACAGAGUGGAUGACCCGGUCUGGGCUCUGAGCAAGGUCAAAUCUGAUGGCAUCGAUACACCACGGAUGCCUACAUCCCAGCUCAUCCAGAAGGUGUUCCCGCGCUCGAUUGCGCCUUUCAUCGCAGCAUCAAUUGAGCAUCUAGCUAUCGCUAAAGCAUUCUCUCGGAAGAAUGGCUACGUCGUCGACCCCGCACAAGAGCUAGUUUAUCUUGGCUUCACCAACUUCUUCAACUCUUUCUUCUCGUCAAUGGCAGUAGGAGGCGCCAUGUCUCGUACAGCUGUCAACUCUGACGCUGGUGUGAAAUCUCCUGCCUAUGGUCUUAUCGCUGGUGGAGUCGUCAUCCUCUCCAUAUUCAAGCUCAGCCCAGCGCUAUUCUGGAUCCCCAAGGCGACUCUAGCCGCCAUCAUUGUCACGGCCGUGUGGCACAUCGUCGUUCCACUCAGAGUCUUUUACGGAUACUGGAGGACUUCACUCGUCGAUUUCAUCACUUCCAUGCUUGCUUUCUGGCUCACACUUUUCCAAUCCUCUGAAAUUGGUAUCGGCGCCGCGGUCGGCUUCAAUAUCGCUUACCAACUAGUCUUCAAGGCGUUCCACCGCGUCCGUCGUGUUACAACUAUCGACAUUCAGUCCAACACCCUGCCCGCUGGUGUUCAGACUAUACCCCUCGACACACAAGUCUUCCGCAUCCACCAAUCCAUUCUCUUCUACAAUGCAUAUCGCAUUAAGAACCAAUGCCUCGAUGCGGUUCAAACCUACAACUCCGGCGAUGUCCAGACCCUCGAGGCGCAACAUGCGAACCGCAACUGGAGUGUCGCUGGCGACCGCCGUGCAUCUCGCCUGCGCACCAAGGCCGAGAUCUUGGAAGAGCCUGUACAAAUCCGCGCCGUAAUCCUCGAUAUGACAUGCGUCUACAACAUCGACACAACCGGUCUCAGCGCACUGAAGGACCUGAAAGCCGACGUUGAGAAGUUUGGAGGUAAGAACACGCAGCUCCGACUCGUGGGUCUCCAGGAUCGCGUCAGGGAACGCUUUGCGAGAUUCGGCUGGGCGGUCCAAGAUGCUAGUGACGCUAGCAAGAAGGACGACAAGGCUACUAUGGUGUUUGAUACUGUUGAGGAAGCGGUGUUUAGGCGGGUGCGUACUGAUACGGGCGAUGAGAUUACGCCAGUUGAUAUUCACAUUGUUGGGUCUGAGAAGGAGAAGGUUUGA
Cucurbitaria berberidis CBS 394.84 is the source of this 2028-nucleotide messenger RNA. Its product is annotated as sulfate permease. NCBI's taxonomy places the organism in Eukaryota, Fungi, Ascomycota, Dothideomycetes, Pleosporales, Cucurbitariaceae. Gene Ontology annotation, cellular component: membrane. Bases 1 to 2028 code for a protein of 675 amino acids. The record is from RefSeq and is a predicted model, not a curated record. Gene Ontology annotation, biological process: transmembrane transport. The transcript has 2 exons. Gene Ontology annotation, molecular function: sulfate transmembrane transporter activity.